Gastrolobium bilobum is the source of this 1276-nucleotide messenger RNA. RefSeq names its product chlorophyll a-b binding protein 7, chloroplastic. Gene Ontology annotation, biological process: response to light stimulus; photosynthesis, light harvesting in photosystem I. The transcript is spliced from 6 exons. The record is from RefSeq and is a predicted model, not a curated record. The coding region runs from base 39 to 1052 and encodes 337 amino acids. Lineage: Eukaryota; Viridiplantae; Streptophyta; Magnoliopsida; Fabales; Fabaceae. Gene Ontology annotation, cellular component: membrane.
CAAAGCGCUAAGGCAUAGUGAGCGGUGAGGGGCGGGCCAUGGUUUCGCUUCAUCCAGUAGCGUCUCCUUUCUCUGUUUCCUCUUCUUCAUCCUCUUUUCUUAGCGACUCUAUUCAGUUUCGUCGUUUUUCCCCAAAACCGAGAAGCAGCUUCGUAACUAAAGGUCGUUUUUUCUUCUUCUGCAAUGCUUCAUGGCAAGAGCUUGCUGGAGUUUUACUAUUCUCAGCGAUUCCUUUCACCGCCGUGAAAGCCAUAGCUAAUAGUUCGUUGGGAGAAUCGCUUCAGCGGAAAAUGGAGGAGACAAAGAAAUUUUCUGUUGAAAACUCUUCCAAAUUCAAGGCCUUCGCAGAGAAGGCCAGAAAGGAGAGUUUUUGGUAUGGAGAAGAUAGACCUCGUUGGCUUGGUCCUAUUUCAUAUAGCUACCCAUCAUAUCUUACUGGGGAACUGCCUGGGGAUUAUGGCUUUGACAUUGCUGGGCUUGGCAAGGAUCCUGUGGCACUGAAGAAAUACUUCAACUUUGAGAUAUUGCAUGCUCGGUGGGCUAUGCUUGCAUCUGUCGGUGCUCUAGUUCCUGAAAUAUUAGACCUAUUGGGAGCCUUUCACUUUGUAGAACCUGUCUGGUGGCGUGUUGGUUAUUCAAAGCUCAAGGGAGAUACUCUGGAUUACCUUGGCAUACAAGGUCUUCACUUAGCUGGAAGCCAGGGAGUGGUUGUGAUUGCUAUUUGCCAAGCACUCCUUAUGGUUGGACCAGAAUACGCUAGAUAUUGUGGGAUUGAGGCAUUGGAGCCUCUAGGGAUAUAUCUUCCUGGUGAUAUAAAUUAUCCUGGAGGAGCAUUGUUUGAUCCCUUAAAUCUGUCCAAAGAUCCUGAAGCUUUUGAGGAGCUGAAGGUGAAAGAAAUAAAAAAUGGACGCUUAGCAAUGAUUGCCUGGUUAGGUUUUUACAUGCAAGCAGCUGUGACGGGUAAAGGUCCUGUGCAGAACCUUGUUGAGCACAUCUCCGAUCCUUUUCACAAUAACUUGCUGGGCUCACUCAACUUCAUGAAAGUAGUCUAGUAAUAUUAGAAAGGAAUUUCACAUACAUUCGGUUGCUCUUUUCUAUAAAUUUUGCGUAGGGAAUUCAGGUCAAAAUGGUAUAGCCGCGAUGAUUAUGUGGUUCUCUACAUUGAAUAGUUAAAUCUAAGUAUAAAAGAGAAUUCAAUUCUCAUAUUGUGACCUUUCAAUUUGCGUGCAAAGUUUUUUUUUUCGCUUUUUAACAAAUGUAGUGUCCACCACUAGUU